This is a messenger RNA of Otolemur garnettii (small-eared galago), 4254 nucleotides long. It is a transcript of the gene KCNH7, whose product is annotated as potassium voltage-gated channel subfamily H member 7. Lineage: Eukaryota; Metazoa; Chordata; Mammalia; Primates; Galagidae. The transcript has 16 exons. Gene Ontology annotation, cellular component: membrane. Bases 227 to 3832 code for a protein of 1201 amino acids. The record is from RefSeq and is a predicted model, not a curated record. Gene Ontology annotation, biological process: membrane repolarization during action potential; potassium ion transmembrane transport. Gene Ontology annotation, molecular function: inward rectifier potassium channel activity.
GCGGCAGUCCAGCGCCAGGCCCCCUCCGGGAGGUGAGGGGAAUGGAUUGGACUUCGGUGGGGAAAGCGGGUGUCUAGAAGUGGUGCUAAUGGGAAGAGAAUCCUGGUUUCCAAAGAGGAUGCUCUGCCACAAAGAGCGGCUCGCGCGCUGGCCUGGGCUCUAGCGGAGGAGCGAUCCCGGGAGAACUCCAGAGCUCGGGGGAGCGCUCCUCGGAAGACGGGUCACCAUGCCUGUGCGCAGGGGGCAUGUGGCACCACAAAACACAUUUCUGGGGACCAUCAUACGGAAAUUUGAAGGGCAAAACAAAAAAUUUAUCAUUGCAAAUGCCAGAGUGCAGAACUGUGCCAUCAUCUAUUGCAAUGAUGGGUUCUGCGAGAUGACUGGUUUCUCGAGGCCAGAUGUCAUGCAGAAGCCAUGCACCUGCGACUUUCUCCACGGGCCUGAGACCAAGAGACAUGAUAUUGCCCAAAUUGCCCAGGCAUUGCUGGGGUCAGAAGAGAGGAAAGUGGAGGUCACCUACUACCACAAAAAUGGAUCUACUUUUAUUUGCAACACUCACAUAAUUCCAGUGAAAAAUCAAGAAGGCGUGGCAAUGAUGUUCAUCAUUAAUUUUGAACAUGUGGCUGAUGAUAAAAAUGCAGCCUCCCCCGAGAGGGUAAACCCAAUAUUACCAGUCAAAACUGUAAACCGAAAACUUUUUGGGUUCAAAUUCCCUGGUCUCAGAGUUCUAACUUACAGAAAGCAAUCCUUACCACAAGAAGACCCUGAUAUGGUAGUAAUUGAUUCCUCUAAACACAGUGAUGAUUCAGUAGCCAUGAAGCACUUUAAGUCUCCUACAAAAGAAAGCUGCAGCCCCUCUGAAGCAGAUGAUACAAAAGCUUUGAUACAGCCCAGCAAAUGUUCUCCCUUGGUGAAUAUAUCUGGACCUCUCGAUCAUUCCUCCCCCAAAAGACAAUGGGACCGACUCUACCCUGACAUGCUACAAUCAGGCUCUCAGCUGACCCAUUCCAGAUCAAGGGAAAGCCUUUGUAGUAUUCGGAGAGCAUCUUCAGUUCAUGACAUAGAAGGAUUCAAUGUCCACCCCAAGAACAUAUUUAGAGACCGGCAUGCCAGUGAAGACAAUGGUCGCAAUAUUAAAGGGCCUUUUAAUCAUAUCAAGUCCAGCCUGCUGGGAUCUACGUCAGAUUCAAACCUCAACAAAUACAGCACCAUUAACAAGAUUCCACAGCUCACUCUGAAUUUUUCAGAUGUCAAAACUGAGAAAAAGAACACAUCUCCUCCUUCUUCAGAUAAAACUAUUAUUGCACCCAAAGUUAAAGAUCGAACACACAAUGUGACAGAAAAAGUAACCCAGGUUCUCUCUUUAGGAGCAGACGUCCUGCCAGAAUACAAACUGCAGACACCACGCAUCAACAAAUUUACAAUACUGCACUACAGCCCUUUCAAGGCGGUCUGGGACUGGCUCAUCCUGCUGUUGGUCAUAUACACGGCUAUCUUCACACCCUACUCUGCAGCCUUUCUCCUCAAUGACCGAGAAGAACAGAAAAGACGAGAAUGUGGCUAUUCUUGUAGCCCCUUGAAUGUGGUGGACUUGAUUGUGGACAUUAUGUUUAUCAUAGACAUUCUCAUAAACUUCAGAACAACCUAUGUAAAUCAGAAUGAAGAAGUGGUAAGUGAUCCGGCCAAAAUAGCAAUACACUACUUCAAAGGCUGGUUCCUGAUUGACAUGGUUGCGGCAAUUCCUUUUGACUUGCUGAUUUUUGGAUCAGGUUCUGAUGAGACAACAACCUUAAUUGGUCUUCUGAAGACGGCCCGGCUCCUUCGUCUUGUGCGAGUGGCCAGGAAACUGGAUCGGUAUUCAGAAUACGGCGCUGCUGUUCUAAUGCUCUUAAUGUGCAUUUUUGCCCUGAUUGCUCACUGGCUGGCUUGCAUUUGGUAUGCGAUUGGGAACGUGGAAAGGCCUUAUCUGACUGACAAGAUCGGAUGGUUGGAUUCCUUAGGACAGCAAAUUGGGAAACGGUACAAUGAUAGUGACUCCAGCUCUGGACCAUCCAUUAAAGACAAAUACGUCACCGCACUUUAUUUCACCUUCAGCAGCUUAACCAGCGUAGGAUUCGGGAAUGUGUCUCCUAACACCAAUUCGGAGAAAAUCUUUUCAAUUUGUGUCAUGUUGAUUGGCUCACUAAUGUAUGCAAGCAUUUUUGGGAAUGUGUCUGCGAUUAUCCAAAGACUAUACUCGGGAACUGCCAGGUACCACAUGCAGAUGCUGCGAGUGAAAGAGUUCAUUCGCUUUCACCAAAUCCCCAACCCUCUGAGGCAACGUCUUGAGGAAUAUUUCCAGCACGCGUGGACUUACACCAAUGGCAUUGACAUGAACAUGGUCCUAAAGGGUUUCCCAGAAUGCUUACAAGCUGACAUUUGUCUACAUCUCAACCAGACUUUGCUGCAAAAUUGCAAAGCCUUUCGGGGGGCAAGUAAAGGUUGCCUUAGAGCUUUGGCAAUGAAGUUCAAGACCACCCAUGCACCUCCAGGAGACACCCUGGUUCACUGUGGGGAUGUCCUCACUGCUCUUUAUUUCUUAUCCAGAGGCUCCAUCGAAAUUCUGAAAGAUGACAUUGUGGUGGCUAUUCUGGGAAAAAAUGAUAUAUUUGGAGAAAUGGUUCAUCUUUAUGCCAAACCUGGAAAAUCUAAUGCAGAUGUCAGAGCUCUCACAUACUGUGACUUGCACAAGAUUCAGAGGGAAGACUUGCUAGAGGUUUUGGAUAUGUAUCCUGAGUUUUCUGAUCACUUUCUAACAAACCUAGAGUUGACUUUCAACCUAAGGCACGAAAGUGCAAAGGCUGAUCUCUUACUACGAUCACAGUCCAUGAAUGAUUCUGAAGGAGACAACUGUAAACUACGAAGAAGGAAAUUGUCAUUUGAAAGUGAAGGAGAGAGAGCAAACAGUACAAACGAUCCAGAAGACUCUGCAGAUACCAUAAGACAUUAUCAGAGUUCCAAAAGACACUUUGAAGAGAAAAAAAGCAGAUCAUCAUCUUUCAUCUCCUCCAUUGAUGAUGAACAGAAACCGCUCUUCUCAGGAAUGGUGGAUUCUUCUCCUGCAACAAUGGGGAAAGCGUCGGGGCUCAAUUUUGAAGAAACACUGCCCAACUCAGGAAGAAUGCACAUAGAUAAAAGAAGUCACUCUUGCAAAGAUGUCACUGACAUGCGAAGCUGGGAAGGAGCCAAUGUCCAGACGCGGCCUGAGCGGCCUGAAGAGUCCAGUCCUUCAGCACUUCAGCGAGCUGCCUGGGGGGUCUCUGAAACUGAAAGUGACCUCACCUAUGGGGAAGUGGAGCAAAGAUUAGAUUUGCUUCAAGAACAACUUAACAGACUUGAAUCCCAAAUGACAGCUGACAUCCAGACCAUCCUACAGUUGCUGCAGAAACAAAGUGCAGUGGUGCCCCCAGCCUACAGCAUGGUAACUGCGGGAGCUGAGUAUCAGAGACCCGUCCUCCGCCUGAUGAGAACCAGUCAUCCUGCAGCAUCUAUCAAGACUGACCGAAGUUUCAGCCCUUCCUCACAAUGUCCUGAAUUUCUAGACCUUGAAAAAUCUAAACUUAAAUCCAAAGAAUCCCUCUCAACUGGGGUGCAUCUGAACACAGCUUCGGAAGACAACUUGACUUCACUUUUAAAACAAGACAGUGAUCUCUCUUUAGAGCUUCACCCUCGGCAAAGAAAAACUUACCUUCAUCCGAUCAGGCACCCUUCUUUGCCAGAUUCAUCCCUAAGCCCUGUAGGAAUCUUGGGUCUUCAUAGGCAUGUUUCUGAUCCGGGUCUUCCCGGGAAAUAAUCAUUUUGUACUAUUUAUUCCACAUACAAUGUAAGUGCUUUUAAUGGCUGUUUUCCUUUUUGUAUUUAAAUCCUCUCUACUUGACUCAGGGGCUCACAAGGUACCAUUAUAUGCAAAAGUACUGUAUAUUUUCCUAAAUUGAAGCUUGUAAGGUAAAAUUAAGCAGUUAGGAUGUAUAUAUACGUUAAGAACUUUUGGUUCCAAAUGUUAAAACUGCCAGCAUCUCAAGGCACCUUAUUUUUUAUUUUUAUUUUUUAAACCAUGUGCAUGUUAGGAAACUCCAAUUUCUCUUGCAUGGAGACUCCUAUUUAUUGCUUUUAGUAAACCAGUACUUUGUUAUGAAAAUGCCUUCCAAGCACAUAAAAAAACCAAGGAAUAAAACUGUUCAUGGAUGUAACUCAGAUUCAGAUGAUCCUCAACUC